AUGAAGGAACUCAUUGAGGACAUGCUGAAGGAUGACGUCAUCGAACCUUCUAUUACUGCAUGGGCCUCACCUGUAGUCCUGAUUCCCAAAAGAGAAGGAAACCAAGACCUAAAUAGUGGCUACUGGCAAGUAGAGAUGGAUCCAGAGAAUGCCCCUGCCACCUUCCAAAGGCUCAUGGAGAGAGCACUGGGAGAGUUGAAGGGAGUCAUCUGUUUUGUCUACUUGGAUGACAUCAUCAUCUUCUCGUCAUCCUGGGAACAACAUUCAUAUGAGGUCCAGGCUGUCCUGGACAAACUCCAGAACGCAGGUCACACGUCACAGGUCAUACGUCACAGGUCAUACGUCACAGGUCACACGUCACAGGUCAUACGUCACAGGUCACACGUCACACGUCACUGUUCUCAGACUAACAGACUGAAAUUCUUCAAACGUCUGUCAGGUACGAGGAGUCUGGAGGGAGGAGGGAGACCUCCAACCGGUCUCUUACCUCGAUUUGGACACAACCUGCUGGAGGAGGCCAGGACUGAGAUCCGUAACCUAGAGAAUGUGAUUGAGCUCCAGCGGAGCCACAUGGAAGAGAUGGACGGAGCCAACGAGCUGCUGAGAGACGAGCUGAGGAAGAAGGAGGCCGACUACGAGGAAAGACUGCUGCAGAUCCGACAGCAGCAGACCCACAAACUGAGGUCAGAACCCACAAACUGAGGUCAGAACCCACAUACUGAGGUCAGAAUCCACAAACUGAGGUCAGAAUCCACAAACUGAGG
Molecule: messenger RNA, 764 nt
Organism: Larimichthys crocea (large yellow croaker)
Lineage: Eukaryota; Metazoa; Chordata; Actinopteri; Sciaenidae
Product: protein fantom-like
Exons: 5
Coding region: 1-702 (233 amino acids)
Source: RefSeq, a predicted model, not a curated record